UCUUACAUGAGAUCGUCAGUGCUUUUGCGGAAAUUCAAGCGGCCAGUGUAGACAGCUGGCAAGUUUUUCCAGAAAAGCAGCUGCCAGUCUAGACACAGCCACGGAGUUACGACUGGACAGUAGGAUCACAUGCAGCAUAACAAAGCAAACAGAGUGAAUACAGUCUCCACUACACCACAUCCUGCCCCUCCGCUGGGUGAGCAGAGUGAGCCAUUGCAAACCAGAACAAGCCCUGGCUUUGCACUAACGUGCAGUGGCCGGGAAGUGGGCAUCAGGCCUGCGGGCAAAGGGGCAGCUGUUCCGGAGCCAGCGACUCAAAGGGGCCUAGUCCUGGCUGCUGCUGCAGUGACAGUGGUGGUGGCUGGAGCCCCGGGCCCUUGAAAUCGCUGCUGGUGUGAGGCGAAGUGCAAAGCGCUCCCAGUGGCACUGAGGGCUGUCUGUGACUCAGCAUGGUGCUGAAGGCUGCCGGCCCUUGGCCCCGUCCCGUCCAGGAGUGCAGAGCUGUGCCCUCUACCUUGCCCAGGGGCUGGCAGAGGCUAUUGCACCCGUGGUGGGCACCCACGCCCUGUGAUGAAAGCGAGAGCCAUGCCUAGUAGUUAAUGCAGGAGCUGGUAGCCAGGAAUUGGUGCCCAGGCUCAGAGCCAGCGGACAGGGUCAGACGUCAGGCUGGGGUCACUGGAGUGGACUGGGAAUGAACAAGGGCUAUCAAAGCCAGGAGCGCGAGCUUUGAGAUGCCGCUGUUGCUGCUGUGCUUAAGCGCGGCCUGUUGGCUUUUCUCACUUGCUGCAGACCAGCUGUGCUUGUUCGGUUGCCCAGAGGCUGCUCUGUGGCAGGCCCUGCUUCCUGCCAUGCAGCACUUUUCACCAGUUCUUUAGGUCCUUGCAGAAUGGGCUGCUCCUUUCAGUAGGCAGGGAAACUGAGGCAUGCCACACAGACAGGCUAAUUCAAAGUUGGUGCCUACAGUUAGGUAGCUAAACCCUUAUCUAAGGCUGGGGGCUCCUAAGGCAGCAGCACGCAUUUCAGAGGCCCCAAGUCCCUGCAGCUCACACCAGAAAAUCGGGCUGGCUCUCCUGACAGUGGUCCUGGUUUAUGGCUCUAACUGCAGGCACCUGCAUUCGAAGAUGUCUAUGUGACUUCUUCAAGGUCACGGGAGUCAGUGGCAGAAACAGAACUUAGGUCUCCUUUUGGCCACUUCCCUACUCUAGCCAGUAGGUGCUACUCCCCUCCGAAGCGGUCGUGAAUGCAUUACUAGCUCUGCUCCAUGAUGCGCUUAGCUCUGAACUGCUGUUGGCACAUAGGGCUUCAUUGAACCACUUGGCUUCUGCCUCCCAGCUCUGCCAGGUGCACGCUGGCACUCCCUGCUGAGCGCCAAGGCAGAGGACUGGUGCUGGGAUGAGCUACCACUCGAGCGGUGUGGGUAAGGGUGUAAGGCAGCCAUGUCUGUGAUGGAGGGGCAGGUCUUGCAGCUCACCUGUUCCCCACUACAUGCACCCAGGGCCAGGUGAAGCUGUAGCUACUGGCCAGCAGCUGAGCUAUUGCUCUGGACUUUCACAUGCAGAGCAGCUGCCUACCAGCUAUCGCCACCUUUCUGCAGGAGAGGCCCCGUCAUGCUGGCCUUGAGUGCAGAGCAUUGGGCCUGGUAGGGAAUGUGACAUUGGCUCAGGAGGAUGUCGGUCCUUUGGUGACAACAGAUCCGUUAACCCCCCCCCCACACACACACACACAUGAGGAGACAUUCCAAGGGGACUGUGAUUGCAGCUGGGGGCAGGCUAAUCUCAGUAGGCAGCAGCUGGGCCCCUGCUGCCUGGCCUGGGUGGGCAGCGAUGUGCUUUCCAGCACAGCUAGACACACACUAGCUCUGCUUGAAAAUGGCAGGGAGCUGGGGCAGCUUGGGCUCACCACCAGCGUUUGUCACCAGGACUCCAGGCAGUCUUGUAGCCAGCCGAGCUGCUGCCUGUGCAGCUAUUUAGCAUGCUGGCUUGAGCCGAGCUCGGGGGCUGUUACCUGUGCUGGAAAGUGUGAGCCCAGGCCCGGUGACCCUGCUGACUGUCAGGAGGUCAUGCUGAUCCAGAUGAAAGGAAGGGUUUCCUAAUUCGACAUCUGUACUGACUGAACAGUUCUGGUGUUUGUGGGACAACCAGCAGCGGGAUGCCUGGCCAGCUGUCACUGGGCACAAUGCCAAGGCCUCUGGCUGCCCGGUGCUGCCUGGGAAAAAGCUGCACAGCUCUGUAGAGGUAUGCCUUCUCUCUUUUCUUACAGGAGAAGAGGAGUUUCUGGGGUUGAACAACUGAAGGGAACACAGGGAGGGGCAGCUGGAAUCGCAGAAUAAGCCCCAAGAGCAGCUCCUGGGAGGAGAAUGUUGGGAAUCAAGUUUGUGCUGAUUGUGUGUAGAUUGGGCUCCAUGCACAGGAAAUGUCUCUAAAAGGAACAGUAAUAAAUGAGCAGUGUACAUGCUUCCCCUCUUGGUCCUCCCCCCUCGCCCAUCACCAGGGUGCACAAGUGUUGGCCGUAAUCAGCUGUGCGAGGCAGCCCUGAGAGCCACGCUCCCCCACUUUGACUCAAUUCAGCCAUCACUUUUGAGUCUCUUUCCACCUCACGCUCCUGCCAUGCUCCCUUCACUAGACCCUCUGCAGCCCUGGCCUGUGUCUAAGCAGGCCUGGGUUUGCUUGCUGGCUUGCACAGCAUUGAUGCCUCCUGCAGAAUGUGGAGUAGAUUCUGUUCCUGCAUCUCUUCUCUCCCCCGAUGGAACUGGGGACGCUAGCAUGAAACGGGAGCCGUGGUUCUGAACAGGGCCUGUGCCCUUCUUGUCCUCAUCAGGCUGUCGUGAUCCAAUGCUAGGGAAUCGCCCCGAAGAACCCACCACAGGCUGAGGAGAAUGCAGAGGAGAUACUUGGUUAACUACAAGAAAUGGGGAAACACCCAAAAAACCCGAAUCAAAGGCUGAAAUUUGGAAGCCGAAAGUUUUGGGUCCUUGAGCUCUGGGUCUGGGCUCUGCUGAGUGCAGUGUGGGUGGUAUGAGGGGCCCUGGCAUUGAAAGCUGCAGUGCAGGAGCUCAGGUGGGCUGGGGCACCAGCGAGUCGCCCUGGGCUGUUCAUUGGCCAUGAUUAGUGCCAGGAGGAAGCUGAGGCCCAGCCCUGCAGCCCUGGCUCCAGCGGCUCAGCCCCUGGAGAGCAGACAUCUGGAACAAGGAUCUGUAUCUCUCGAAGCUACGGCUGAAGGUGAGGCUGUGGACUAAGGUCCCCACUUGUCUCUCCAGGCACAAAACCUGAGCGCCAGUGCAGCGACUGGACGGGACGACCUCCUGAGAGCUCUUCCAGCCCUCAUCUCUGAAUCCAGCACCGCCAGGCCAUUGCCUGCGGCAGCUGUGGACUCACCGUCAGGGAGGGUUGACGAUCGCCUGUCAGGGAUGCGCGAGGCUGGUUGUUCUCCCUGGCGGCUUUUCACCAGCCUCCAGCCUCUCCCAGCUGGGAAAGUGAGGUGCAACGAGGGCAGGUGACUGGCCCAGCACCACACGUGAGCCAGUCACAGGCAGGCCUGGAGCCCAGGGGUCCCUCCUUAGCCCUCCCAGAACCUAGGACUCCAGGCUCCCAUGGUGGACUGGGUAUGGGGCUGGAGGUGGCAAUAAGACAGGGAGGGCUGGAGGCUGAAAUUUGGGAGGGCAGUGGGGGCAGGGCUCGGGGAUGCCUGGUGGGCAGUUCCUGGUUUCCCGAGGGUCAAGUAGAGGCGUGACAAGCCCCUGCUACUCAAGUUGAGCUCUGCAAUAAUAGUUACAGGCAGUGAAUUUUAACUCUGGCCCCCCAGCCCUGGCUGCCUGGCUCCUUGGGAAGUGGGCAGGGAGUGUGCAUUGACCUGUUAAUGGGCAGGCAUGGCUAAGCUAUUGCGUAGAGACAGGCCCUGCACAUGCUUCACCUUAGCGCAAGGCGAGAAAGGCAGUUGUCUUGGGCCCCGCACUGCACAGCACUCGCUGCCCGGGCGCACGGUGCAGCAUGCCACCUUGGGUCCCGCACACGCUUUGGGGGACCUGCUCACUUGCAGGAAGGAAAGCUGAGACUCUGCAGCCAGGCGGGUCUGGGUAGCCGAGGUAUGCACUGGGGGCUGGGGACCGAGUGGCUGCGAUCGAAUCGGUCGACGAGGCUGCCUAGCCCACUAGCGCCAGAGACCCAAGAAGCUGGGGCUGGGGGGUGAAGUCUCCUUCUGGCUUGGCCACGUGCCACCAUCUCCCACCAAGCAGAGGGCUGCCCACAGGCCUCGCUCUCCUUUCUUCGACUGCCUGCCCCACUCUGGCCAAGCAACCAGGCCGGAAAAAGCCUCCACAGUCCCCUCCAAUCAGCGAGAGGCUCAGCGGGAGCCAAUCAGAGGGCGGCUUGCUGGGGCAGCCCUGAUAUAAGGAGCUGCUCGGCCAUGCAUAGGGCAGUUGUGUCCUGACCAGCAAAGGGCAGGCCCCGGCCCCCUGGGAAAAGCACUUUGGACAGAGACGGGCUGGGCCGGCUCAGGGCAGCAGAGAGAGGCUCCUGCCUGACACCUCCCAGGCUGAGGCCUUGCUACAAGGGCUGGGAGGCUGCUAGGGUCAUGGGGAAGGGGUCCAGGCACGUUGAGGGCAGCCAGCAGUGUGAACGAGGGCAGGACGGGGCCCCUGGGCUGGGAUCCAGAGGAACAGGUGGGCCUGGAUCUUCUCCCUUGCACCACACCUUGCCACCAAGGAGCGUGGCCUUUACCAGCUGCCAUUUGCCUCUGAGGCGAGGGGCCAGACUUUGGGGCUGCAGUUGGCCACGGUGGCAGGCCUGCUCGUUGAGGGCCCGGAAUGGGGAGAGGACAGCGGGGCGGGCACAGCUGGAGGACAUGUCCGGAAGAGGAUGCUGCCGUCCAGGGAGCGAGGUGGGUCCAAAGCCAGAGAGGGAAGAUAGUGGAGCACCAUGAAGGUGGGUGAGACACCAGUCAGAAGGAGGGGCCAUAACUAAUUCCCAGUGUGACCAGCAGGAGGUGCCUCGGUGGUGAGUUGACCCCCACUACGGCGUGGAACACGUGUUCAUAUUGAUGUGUGGAGGGAGAAGUCACUAGAGGUGGGUCUGUGCCCCACUGAGGGGUGGCAGAACGUCGCAGAGCUGGCCCGUUCUCGGGGUCACGUGUGCGCGUGUCUGUAACCUCAGAGCCAGGGCGCUAGGACUGUGCUUCCUUGGCAAUAAACCUGGCCAAGCACCUCGUCCCCCAUGCCACGUGUGUGGUGGUUCUGGUAGUGCUACUGAGGGCUGCGGGGCCAGUGGGUGGAGGGGACACGCACCCAGCGGCCGCCAUGGAGAAGCCAGUGAUGCAGGCCUGUGUCACAAAGCUCCUUCCGACAUCAUAGUCCAAGGACCACAGAAAAGCGGGUUCCAAAGGCAGAGCUCUCUGGCUCAGCAGCUGGUGGGAGGGGAGGACUCGGUGUGUCUCUGGGCAGGGGCCCAGCGUGUGACUGUGACAGGAACCUCUGCCACCAUGAAGUUCCAGAGGAAGAGGGACAUCAAGCAGCAGAUUCGUGAGCUGCGUGCCAUCAUCUCACUGCAAGAGCAAGGGAAGAAGCUCUUUGCGCAUUCAACAGAGGAGAAGCUCAAUCAGAACAAAGAUCUCAUCAGCUUCCUGCGUGGGAAUGUGCACGACAAGAUGUGCCUGCUGGGCAUGGCUCAGAAGCAUGACCAAGUGACCAUUUCCCAGGCGUGUUGGGAGCAAAAGCGGCUGAAGAUGCAUUUAGCCAGGAGCACCGUGGAGGCUGCCCGCGAGACGCUGCAGAACUCCAUCUUUGAGAGGAUGAACGUGCACAAUAUGCUGCUGUACGAGGCAAAGCAGCAGGGAGCCAUGCUGGAGGGGCUGCAGCAGAAGCUGCAACACCUGACAGACAUGGAAGGAGCUGACAGACAGGGCCAGCUGCAGCUGCAGGUGAUUCGUCAGCUGGAGAAUAACAUAGAGAAGAUGCUGAUGAAGAUCACGACUGGCGAGAAGAUUUAUUACCUGUACCUAAAGAUGGUGGAUUUCCUGAAGGAUGAACUAGCCCAGCUCCCUUUGCAGCUGAACGUCCUUCAGCACAUGGUAGACGUCUACCAGGUGGAGCUGAAGGGCAUGAGACUAAUGGCUGUGGAUGCCACUGAAGCGACAGAAGCAGCCAAGGCAGACAUGACCAACAUGGAAAGUGAGUUCAUUGCAGAGAGGAAGUUCCGGGAGAAUUCCCUGAACUUCCAAAAGAAACAGAUCGACAGGAUCCGGGUCAAGGACGCAAGUGAGCGGCACAGGAGAGUGCAGGCCAGGCGAGAGCUCAAUGUGGAUUUCCCAACCCUGAUAUCACGUGACUCGCUGAAAGGUGCAAAGCUGGAGGCCUCCAAAGCCCAGAUUGAGCAUCAGGCCCUAGUGACGGCUGAGGUGGACAAGAUCAAGUGUGCAGUACAGUGCUCACACCUUUGGGAUAUCGCAGGGAGGUUCCUGGCCCAGCAGAAGUCUGGGGAGAACCUGCAACAGCAGAUAGUGGAAUGUGAGCAAAAGCGUAAGGAGCUGGAGGCCAACUUGAAGGAGCUGGAACUGGAACGUGCAGAGCUGAAAUUCCACCAGACCCCAAGCUCCAUAAGCUCUAGGAAACUGGAGGAAGAACUGAAGCGGAAUUUGGAGGAGGAAGAGGUCCGGCUACACCAGGUGCACACCCAAAUGCUGAAGAAUCAGGAACUUCUGCUCAGCUUUGAAAAUGGUGUUGACAACCUCCUUAUUCGCCUGUGUGGGAUUACUGUGCCUGGCCAUGGUGACAUUCGCGUGGACACCAGCGAUGCGUAUGACAAGCUGCAGUUCUGUGAGAUGAAGCUGUUGCACUUGACAAAAGUCAUGACCAACCUCCCAUCCUACAACUUCAGCAGGGAGGAGAACAAUGAGACCUAUGUAAAAGUUAGGAAUUUCCUGGAGGAAAGUACAAGGAAAGAGCGCCAGAACCUGAAGAUUUCUUUUGAGGAUGAAGAAGAUGCUGUUAGAGAUGCCUUUGAUUUUGCUGACAUUGACCACAGCUAUGUGCCAAGCCGAGAAGAGAUAAAAAAGCAGGGUGCGCGCCUGAUUGAAACCAUGACCAAGGCUGCCAAGAAGAAGCAACGCGGAGGCAGGAAAGGCACCUAAAUCACUAGGCCGCGGCCUCACUCCAAAAGUAACUUUAUUUCAGACUCAAUAAAGGACUUCAUUUUCCUUGACUGGCCGCAUGCUGCCCAGGCCCACUCAGUACCCUGAAAAACUGGGCGCUUGGGCUGAUGAGGGACAAAUCCUGCCAGGGUGCUCAGUGAGGUUGCCAUCUUUGAAAUGCAAAAAUAAAAGAAAAAGCCCUUUCAAGGCAAGCCCUCCACAACCCCAACUUCAAGAACAAGGCAACUUGGCAACAGCUCCUUACAGUCUAGAUCAGGGCUACUCCACUUUGGAAGCCCCAGGGGCCACAUGAUACUCUUGUGUCUUUCAAUGCUCACUCUGCCUGAGAGAUGCCUUGCUGUUGUGGAGCGUGUUCCCAUUGGAGGUCAUGUUCAAGGGAUUUCCACCUGUAGGCCGUGUGUUCAGCCCCAUGUAAACCCAAACUGCACCGUGGGCUGCAGGGCCGCAUCUUGA
Messenger RNA from Pelodiscus sinensis (Chinese soft-shelled turtle), 7593 nucleotides. RefSeq names its product coiled-coil domain containing 183 (gene CCDC183). Lineage: Eukaryota; Metazoa; Chordata; Testudines; Trionychidae. The record is from RefSeq and is a predicted model, not a curated record.